Molecule: messenger RNA, 228 nt
Organism: Prorocentrum cordatum
Lineage: Eukaryota; Dinophyceae; Prorocentrales; Prorocentraceae
Source: the annotation of a GenBank genome assembly
GAGGUCACGACCGCCCGCCUGGCCGAGGGCUUCAACAUGUUCAAGUUCGACGGCAUGGGCGGCGGGCUGGGGCAGAGCGGCGCGGGCGAGUUCGUAGCGGAUUUCGAGGCGAUGCUGCUGCUGAUCACCCGGCUCCGGCGGCGCUCCGAGGCCCUGGCGGAGCGGGAGGACGCGGGGCCCGGCGGCCGCGGGGGCAGAAGAAGAAGCGGCGCCUCUGGAUCAACCUGA